Messenger RNA from Eupeodes corollae, 19686 nucleotides. It is a transcript of the gene Cht6, whose product is annotated as mucin-17. The record is from RefSeq and is a predicted model, not a curated record. The transcript is spliced from 16 exons. Gene Ontology annotation, cellular component: extracellular region. Gene Ontology annotation, molecular function: chitinase activity; chitin binding. NCBI's taxonomy places the organism in Eukaryota, Metazoa, Arthropoda, Insecta, Diptera, Syrphidae. The coding region runs from base 624 to 19214 and encodes 6196 amino acids. Gene Ontology annotation, biological process: carbohydrate metabolic process; chitin catabolic process.
UUUUGUAUCUUUUUCCACUCAAAUCAGAUGGCAACAGCGACCGACAGCCAUCCGUGUCCGUGGCUCUAAGCAUAGUUAGCACCUGUGGUAGAUGGUUGAAGGUGGCAAACAAAAUCAGUGCAUCGGUGUCUCUUGAAUGGAAUUGUUGGUUCACUCGGGUGAAUAAAAUAUUUAAAAAAAUAAAAAAAAACUAAGAAAAGAUAAAUAUUCAAAAAGGCAUACAAGUAGUUUGUCUCACCAAAGAUACGUGGAUUAAAUUAAAAUAAGUAUAGAAAAAAAAGUAUCUGAAGACAUUACUUUUUAACUUGCCAGCACGACAUAAAUAACUCAACAUCGAACGGAAUUUCAUGGUACUUCACGUGAUAGUGUAUUAAAUAUAAUUUUUUUUUUCAUUCUUGUUAAAAAGUAAAAGUGAAUAAAAAUUUCAAAAACUUCGCGUGUGCUCGGAAUAAUUUCGAAUAAAAAGAAAAAGUUUUAGUUAAUUUUUCUUAGAAUAAUAUUGACAACAAUUCAUCAAUUUUUUGGAAUUAAAUACAAAAAAAUCAGAGAUUACCAAAUCUUCUCGAUUUCGAUUUUGAAGAUUCAUCAUCUUUUCGAAAAGGACUAACGAGAUUGCUGCAAUAAUGCUUCCGCUUCCGCGCGGAGCGGUUUGGCAGUUAUUCUUCCUGCUGUGUGUGGUACUUCUUGCUAAUGAGGUUCGCACGGAGGAAAGAGUAGUAUGCUACUACACAAAUUGGAGUGUCUAUCGACCUGGAACAGCUAAAUUCAACCCUCAAAAUAUAAAUCCUUAUCUAUGUACGCAUUUGGUUUAUGCUUUUGGAGGAUUUACAAAAGACAAUACCAUGAAACCAUUUGAUAAAUAUCAAGACAUCGAACAAGGUGGUUAUGCUAAGUUUACAGGCCUUAAAACCUACAAUAAACAGCUCAAAACUAUGAUUGCUAUUGGUGGUUGGAACGAAGCUUCGUCACGUUUUUCCCCAUUGGUUGCAAGUUCUGAACGUAGACAACAGUUUAUUAAGAAUAUCUUGAAAUUCUUAAGACAAAAUCACUUCGAUGGUCUGGACUUGGAUUGGGAAUAUCCAGCACACAGAGAAGGAGGUAAAUCACGUGAUAAGGACAAUUACGCCCAGUUCGUUCAAGAGCUGAGAGCUGAAUUUGAUAGGGAAUCAGCAAAGACUGGAAGACCAAGACUUCUGUUGACAAUGGCUGUGCCUGCUGGUAUACAAUACAUCGAAAAGGGUUAUGAUAUCCCAAAACUUAAUAAAUACCUCGAUUGGUUUAAUCUGCUGACUUACGAUUUCCAUAGCUCCACUGAACCAUCAGCUAACCAUCAUGCACCUUUGUAUUCUUUGGAAGAGGAAGAUGAGUACAACUAUGACAGUGAAUUGAACAUUGACUAUUCCAUCAAAUUCUACUUGGACGCUGGUGCAGAUCGUGACAAGCUGGUUCUUGGAAUUCCAACUUAUGGUCGAUCAUAUACUCUAUUUAAUGAAGAAAGUACUGAACUUGGAGCUCCAGCUGAUGGUCCUGGAGAACAAGGUGAUGCCACAAGGGAAAAGGGAUACUUAGCUUACUAUGAGAUUUGUCAAAACAUCAAAGAAGAUCCUGAUUGGACUGUAGUCCAACCAAACCCCAAGGCUAUGGGUCCAUAUGCUUUCAAGGGUAACCAGUGGGUUGGUUAUGACGAUGAGGCUAUUGUCCGUAAGAAGGCUGAGUAUGUUGUUGAGAAUGGACUGGGAGGUAUUAUGUUCUGGGCAAUUGAUAACGAUGAUUUCCGUGGAUUGUGCACUGGAAAACCAUAUCCAUUGAUUGAAGCUGCUAAAGAAGCUUAUUUAGAUCGUCUGGGUGUGGGAGAUAAUGAAGUUGCCAAACCAUCACCUCCUAAGAAGAAGCCACUGCGCAACAGAAACCGUCCUGCUUCCACUAAUCGUAACAAAGUUGAAGAAGUUGUCGAAAAAUCUGUUUCCAACUCGCGUAAGAAGCCAGCAGCUCGUGUCCGUCCUCAAACUGAAAGACCUGCUAAAACUACUACAACAUCCACAACUACUAGUUCAUCUUUGUAUGUUGGUGGUAGAACAACAACUCCUGCUCCUCCAACAACACCCGAUCCGGGAUCUGACUUCAAGUGUGAAGACGAAGGAUUCUUCCAACAUCCAAGGGAUUGCAAGAAAUAUUUCUGGUGCUUAGAUAGUGGUCCUUCGAACUUGGGAAUCGUUGCCCAUCAAUUUACUUGUCCAUCUGGAUUGUAUUUUAAUCCUUCAGCAGAUUCAUGUGAUUUCGCUAGAAAUGUUCCCUGUGAUAAGAAACAUAAAGAAGCUUCCACAACAACUUCAAAACCAAUAACUACAACAACAAGCACAACCACACCACGAACGACAACAUCUUCCUACAGAAUCACAGCAGCUACUUCAAGAAAUUCUUUUCUUCGUUACUCAACGACAACAACAGAAGCUCCUGAGGAGGAAGAAGAGGAAUAUGAAGAUGAACCCGCAGAUACUGCCGUUGAAUCUGAAGAAGAUCCACGUGUUAUUAAAGAACUGAUUGAUCUCAUUAAAAAAGUUGGUGGUAUUGAAGAACUUGAAAAACACAUUUUACAACAGGAUGAUGGAACUGUAAUGCUGAGGAAACACGAUUCAUCUUCAACCGGAAUAACCACAACUCCGUCUUCCAUUAGCAAGAAACUGUAUGAAAAAGUUCUUAAUCGGCCUACGAAUUUGAGUGCCUUUAGGAAUAAGUUCACUUCAUCAAGCCUUUUUAGAAGUUCUAGCAAACCGAAGACUGUGGAAGAAAAGGAAGAAGAAGUAGUUGAAGAAGAGCAAGAAGAUAACAAUAAGAAUUCAAAAUACUCUUCGGUUGUUCGUAAUAGUCGACCAGGUCCUCAGAAUGCAGGAAUCGAAAAACUAGCUGAAUUCGAAGGAUUCCUGAAAGAAAAGAAAAAGUAUGUGACCAUUAAAAGGCCAAGACCUGCUUCAGCUUCAAGUUCGGAAGAUGAAAAUGAAGAUGAAGAAGAAAAUGACAAUUCAAAGAAUAUCCAACGAGAUUCUGAAGAUGAAGAAGAUGGUGAUGAAAAAGUAGAAGCAUUGUCAGUGAGCAGCAGUAAGAGACCAACCUCUGCUUCGACCCCUGCUUACACAAGUAUUAGACGCACAAAAGGGACCACUUUAAAACCAGAAGUAAUUCAAAAUGACGAAGAAGUUGAAGAUGUCGCUGACGAAGCUGUUCCGGAUAAGAAAGCCUAUGUUCCAUUGAAUCGUAAUCGUGUUAGGAGCACAACAGAAAACACUCUUGUUGAGAUUGAGAGCACUACAGUUGCUGCAGGAAGCAGGUACAAGUUUUUGGAACGCACACGACCAACCAGACGUGCAUUGACAACUAUAUCGACGUCAAAGGAACAUGUUGAUGAAGAAUCAGCAGAAAGUGAAGAUCCUCUAAGUGUAACGGUACAAUAUUUGGAACCAAAUGAUAUUUCAACACAAUCACCUACACAACAACAAGCAAUUACAACAACCCGAUCAUACUCAAGUAUAGGUCGUCGCACAACAACAACAACCUCAACUACAGUAGACCAAGCUCCAAUUACAACAACACAACCAGAAAGUUUACUUAGUGAUACCACAACACCUGAACCAAUAAUCAUUUCCACAACCACAACUACUUCGACCACACAAACCACUACUAAUCCUACAUCCAUUGAAACUUCCACAUUACAAUCAUCCACAACCACAACUCCCAUACUUCCUGCUUUAUCACUAUCAACAACUCAAACAUCUUCUACGUUGCAAGACGAAGAAGAAGCUACUAUUGCCCCUAAAAUUCCCAAUUCCCAAACGUCAGAAUCUGGUCUAGAUACACAGGAACUUGACUCGACAACAGCCACCACGACUGCAACACCAGACGAUACGGACCGCAAUGAGGUAACAAACCCAACCUCUAAAUCAACCACAACCACAACAACGCCUUCUAGUAUUAAGUCACAAUCUAGUCUCAAUAGUAGUAAUAGCAUAAGGGGCAGUUUUAACAAUAAGUAUAACGGUGGUGGUAGUCGAAGACAACAACAACAAAGAACAAAAUCAACAACCCCAUCAACUGACACAACCCAAGAAACCAGUACCUCUACUAACGAAUUCCUAGGAACUGUAUCUAGUCCAAGACCUUUUGGUUUCCCUCGUCGUCGUACACGUCCAACUCUGGCAAACAAAUCUAAUGGCGGACUUGAUGAUGCAUCUUCAUUGUCAUCUUCAACCGCUUCUCCAUCUGAAACAUCAACGCCAGCAAUCAUUAAAAAGGUGAGUUCAACUCAAGAGUCCUACCUCCGUAGUCGUAGCCGUUUAUCGCAGAAUUUAGAUCGGUCUCAAAACCUAAACGAUGGCACUAAAAUUGUUGUAGAUCAUGUAGCGAAUGUAGUUGGUAGUUUAGUGGUGAAGGGUGUCAAUGGGGUGAAUCAAGUUUCUGACGAAGGUUCAACUCCAACAAGAACUUAUUCGUGGAAAGAUGCUCGAGAUCCGAAAUACCGACCUCGAAAAGUCAUGCCCAAAGCCGAAUUAGAAACCAAUGCACGUUACUAUGAUUGGCAAGUAGGUAGCCAAGGUGCGAGUGGCGACGAUGGUAGCUACAAGCCGGAUGGGACUUGGCAUCAGCUUUGGGGGCAAAAUCAUAUUUCUGCUUUAAAAUAUCGCGAUGAUUCACGUUAUGGUGGUGGUAAGGGUGGUGAUGGGUUAAAUGGUUAUAAUUCAAUUACAGGUGAAUGGAUCAAUGAGAAAUAUCUCUCGGAUUCAAGUCGAGGUAAGUGGAGGGCAAAGAGUUUAGAACAGAAAAAUGAGGGACAGGACGGAUCUUUCCGCAGAGGCUAUGGCAUGGGUGGGGAAGAUGUGUUAGCGUAUUAUCCAUAUGAAGGUUAUUCGGAUAAUGAUGAUGGCAAAUACAGGGGUAACGAACAAAGUGAAUCACAAUUCCAAGACGGUAAGUACACUGGUUGGAACGAAAAAACUUUAACUCAGAGUGGUCAAUAUAGUGGGGAAAAGCAAACCUUGAACAAUCAAAAGUCUACUAAAAUUGAAACGACAUCUACUUUGGAGGGAAACAGAAAAAAUACAGGAACAAACUUUACUCCAACGUUGAAAGCCAAUGAAUCUGAAUUCACCAAAAAUCAAACAAACCUUAACUCAACUUCAAAAAUAAAUUUGAACAAAGAUACACUUGAAGUGCGGAACUCAUCAACAAACAAACAUAAUUUCAAGCCCAGCUCAACACUUUCAAGAAAUGAGAAUAAAAAUCACCAAACUGGAGAAGAUUCAAAUUCAGAAGACAAAGAUUCGCACACCUUAAGAAACAAAAACCGUUUCAAGCCAAGUUCAACACUUACUAGAAACACAAAUCAAUCGGUAACCAAGAGUCAAGAAACUGAUGAAGUGAAAGAAUCUGAAAAUGGUAGUAGAAUUAAUAGGACCAUAUUUGAAAACCAUUCUGAAGAAAACCGUCAGAUAAGAAAUAGAAAUAGGUUAGGGUCUCAACUAAUUGAGAAACCAUUAGAAGAUAAACAAGUUACUCCGGAAACAGAGGGUAAAUCUGUCAUUUCUACGACGAUCUCAUCUCAGAAAUUUAAGCCAAGUUCAACAUAUUCUAGGAACACAAAUAAUUCGGAGAUAAAAAAUGAAGCAAUUGGAGAAUUAAAUUCCUCUGGAACCGGUAACAGGACUGUAUUUGAAAAUCUUCAAAUAAGAAAUCAAAACAGGUUAGGUUCUCGAGUGAUUGAAAAAGCGGUAGAAGGACAAGAAGCUAAUACAGAAAAGAUUGGAAUUGAAAGUAGCAACGAAACGUACACUUCACGUGGCAGUGUCACUCAUAAAAGCGAUCAAGCUAUUGAAAAACCUUUGAACUCUAAAAAUAAGGUUAUAAACUCUAACCGAGGAAAUACUCUACAUAAAACAAAAGAAAAUUCAGCCACUGAAGAUCAAGUUCAACGAGAAGUUCCAGAAGCUGGAAAUACUAUACCAAUAAAUUCUUCUUCCAAUAGAAAAGGUUCUUCUUCCAAUAUCAAUGAAAACAAUUCUAACAAUUUGAGCACCGUAGGAAUAGCCCAUACUGAAGCUGGAAAUAUGAAUCCAACCUCAGCACAAGAAGCUCUUGAUAAAGUUAUAACACAUAUAAUGAAAAUUCCUCGGAGUAGAUUAAUAGAAGGAGACAGUUCUUCUGGAUAUAUUGAAAGAAAUCACAAUUCGAAAAUUGAUUAUGAAAUUUUGAGCUCUUCACCAGAAUCUAAUUCUCGAAUGACAUAUUACGUUAAGGUUAUUGUUGAUAAGGCAUUACCACAAAACAAAAAAGUAAUUGGGCUUACAAGUGAAAAUGAAAGUAAUGAUUAUUCUCAUACAAAAAUUCAUACAAGAGAAACUUCUGAGGAAUCAGAACAAUUUGACAAUACUGAUGUCCUGAAGAUCAAAGAGUUUGUAGAAGAAACUUUGACAAAGUCGGAUGCGCUUGAACAAACCGAAAGUGAAAAUCCAGUUAUGUUUGAAGGAAAAAUUGACAUAAGUCUUGUGGAUGGUAUUCCUAACCGAGUUGUUGAAAAUUUAAAAAAACAUUCUUUCCAAGAUGAUUGGGAUAUUAAAACUCAGUCUAAGGUCGAAGAAAUUGAAAAUAACAAAAGAAAAAAAGAUUCAUUGAAUUCCCAGACAGUUGGGAACUUGGCUAGUGCUGACAGUGAUAAGGCAAAGACUUCAAAAGAAGUACAUAAUUCCAAAACUACUAAGAAAAGUAGUAGUUCAACUCUUUCUUUUAAAUCCGAGGAAACAUUGAUUGAUGACCAAAAUCUUCAAGCUGACAUUGAAGAAGAAACUAACGAUAAAGUCACUUUACAAAGUACAAAUAUAAAGCCCGAAGAUAUUGUGGUUCUUGAUCAAACUCUUGAAGCAGUCCUAGACGCCGAUAGUAUUUAUGAAGAACUUCUAUCUUCUAUUACCACAGAAGCUCCAAAUGCUUUAUCAAUUGAAUCAACUUUGGAAGGUAGUCACAAAGUUGUAGAUAGUUCGGAAUUCCGUAGAAAACAUACUAACAAUCGUGGAAGUAAGGUAGAAACUCAAACAAGUAAGCCUGAAGAUGUCAAAAUUAUUGAUCAAACUCUUGAAGCUAACAUUGGCAGUGAAUUGGAGAUUGAUGAAAUAGUUCCUAUUCAAACAACUACCACCAAUUCUCCAAAUUCUUUGGUUUAUCAGACAAUUGAAUCUGGAAAAGUUGAUAAACCUAAAAUUUCGAAAACAAACACUCGCUCUGAGGAAAUCAAUAAUUUCAACAUAAAAACAGUGAAUAGUGGCACAACUAGUGAAAAUCUUAAUUUAAAAACAGAAGAUGUAAAACUUGACAAUCAAAAUAUUCAAGUUGAAAAUAAAAUUAAGGUCAACGAAGAUGUCAAUACUCUAAAUUCAAUAAAUUCUAAGACAACUGAAUCUGGACAAUUAUCAAAUGUUGAUAGUGAUAACACGAAAAUUAGUUCGCAAGAAAUUAAUAAGUCCAAAACUAAUACACCAAGUAGCAGCUCAACACUUUCUUUCAAAUCAGAAGAAACAUUAAUUGAUGAUCAAAAUCUUCAAGCUGAUAUUGAUGAAGAAAUUGAGGAAACAAUUGUUGCCAGUACUCCUAAUUCAUUAAAAUCAGAAACAGUUGUAUCUGGAACCUCUAAAGCUUCUGAUUCUUCAAAUAUUCUUAAGCAAAAGGUCACUUCUGCGAAAAACGUUAACUUGAAAUCGGAAAAUGUAGCAAUUGAUGAUGAAAGUCUUCAAGCAGACAUUGAUGAAGAAACUGAAACAAAGGAACUUGUAAACACACCUACAAACACCCCCGAACUUACACAAACAUCUGAAUUGAAUGGUUCUAGUGUCCUUGUUACUGAAGCCACAAUUUCAGAAUCUCAGCAAGAGAGGUCUGAUAAAGCAAUUUCUGAUCUAGAAGCAAGCAAUGCCCUUAAGUCGGCAAAGGAAGCAUCUCAAACUUAUGCAAGAAAUCGUUCAAGAAUACGAUUUGGAAGCAGUACAUCAAAACCAGAAGUUUCAGAUUCUACCGUAGAAAUUGUAACAGCAAGGACUCGUCCAACAUUCAAUAAUAGAAUAAAAUCCUACCCAAAUCGUGGAUCCACCGAAAAAAGUACUGAAGCUCAAAGUCAAACGAUCAAUAGAAACAGAACAAAAACGCGAUAUGAAAGGCCCAAUAUCAAGAGCCCUUCAUCAAAACCUGUAACAGGAAACACAUCAGCUAAUAGGUUCCAAAAUAGGUUCAGACUUGGUUCGGGUUCUACCUUAAAUAGAGCUCAAAACAAAGUUCAAAAUGAUGCUGAAAAUGAAGAAUCAACAAUUUCAAAUACUGAAGAAGUUACCGAAAAGGUUACAGAUAACAAUUCUCAAGCUAAAACAUCAUUUACAACUCGUGAAAGACAAUCUGGGUCAGCUAGAAGAAUCUAUGAUAAACCAAUUGCACAAGUCUUAUCUCAACCAAAGCAACGUCUUUCAUCAGCACAAACCAAGUAUGGAGACUCUGAUUUAAAAACAAAAAAAGUCAGUACCCAAACAAAUGGUGAAGAAGACUCCGAAUAUUAUGAUGAAAUCACCUAUGAAGAACCUCCAACAACUACUCGUCGUCCUCAAAUCACCAAUCGUGGAAGUAUUAAAGCAAUGUUAAGUGAUCUUUCUUCACUAUUGGCUAUAGAUUUCAAUCGAAAAAAUUCUCAACCAAAAAUUCCAGUUGAGGGUCGUCGUAUUGUUGUAAGACGUCGUCGUCCAAUUCAACGUUCAACCACUGAGACAGCUUUAGAAAGUGAAGAUAUUAUUGAAAAAGCAACAAGGCCAUCUUGGCAAUCGAGAAUUAGAACAACGACAGAAAAUGGCGUAAAGGAACCAAAAGGAAUGAUUAUUAUCAAGCAUACAGGUGACGGCUCACCAAAAGAUGAAGUCAAAGAAAAUGCUUUGAACAUUCCAAACCUUAGGGGUAAAUUUGUAUUGAAGAAGAAAAUUAUAAGAAAGAAGACUCAUGAUUUUGAAGAGGAUACUAUUGAUUCCGUUAUAAGUGAAGCAAUGAGUAUCCCUGAUAUUGAAACUGUCCUCACUCAGGAUUCUAAAGAAGCAGAAUCCGAGAUAAAAUAUAGCAUCUCUGGUGAAGAAACAUCAACUGAAACAAAUAAUGUUUCUCUAAAACAACCACUCCAAAACCGAAAGCCUUCAAUACCUUUCAGAGGACAAACUAGAAUAAGAACAAGCACUGAAGAAAGUACAACUAAAUCUGAAGAACCAGUCACAUCUAAGCCCAGACGUGAAAGACCUCGUUUUGAGUUAAGGAAAAAAUCCGAUUCACCAAGAAAGAUAAAAAGGCCACCGACUGAAGAACCUGAAAUAUUGACAACUCCACAAACAUUGCAAACAACAACAGAAGGUGCAAGAACUUUUGAUUUAAGAAAAAAUGUGAAUGGUGGAAAAGUUAUGCCAUAUACAGGAUUGACAGAAAAGACUCCCGAAAAAAUUGAAGCCUCUACUAAUCCUGUGUUAGAUCUCACCACAGAACAAACUGAAGAAACAUCUUCGUACAUUCCAAGUAUUGAGAGUUCCGAAAGCGAAAAAGAUACAACCACAACAAGUGAAGAUAUAAUCACAGAAAAAGCAGAAUCUGAUAAUAAUUUACAGCCCAAGGACUCAAAAAUAACUGAUAAGGUAGAAAAUGUUGAAGAAAGUUCUAACUCUGAUAAUUCACCGAUGCCAAUUUAUGAUCGUAUGAAGCACUUAAAGUUCUUGGCGGAUUCCCCUAUUAUAUACUUGGGAAAAAUAAAUAAUCCUUCAAAAGAUCUAAAAAAUGAAGAAAUCAUUGAGGAAGGAAAGGGAAGUCCUCUUGUUGUGGAAAAAACUCUGUCUUCAAAGCAAGUUGAAAAUGAAAAUAAAUUUCCUGCAGGAAUCAACAACGAAUCCAAUCAGUUUUUUGAGUUAGCCCCCAGGACAAAGGAGGAUCUGGGGGCUAUCAGAUCUUCAUCUAUUGGAGAUAUUUCACAAACUACACAAGAUGAAAUAAAAGAUGAGAAUUUGAAAUUGGCCACGGAAGUUAAUUCAAUGAGUACAGGAACAUCACUGGAAGGAAUAUCAUUGGAAGAAUCACAUUUGGAAGAUAUCUCAACUGUGAUGUCUACUUCUACAAGUUCAUACAAGGACUCAAAAAAUAAUAAUAUUAUGACACCAACAACAUUAGACGAUAAUACAGAUCUUACACUGAACGGACAGUUGGAAGUAAUCGAAGAUAAUACUAACAAGAAAACCACAACAAAACGAUCAAUUCCUGAUGAAGAUAAUAAUAGUGCGGAAGAUACAACUGCAGAUUUGGGAAUGGAAGAGUCAACCAAAGAAUUUUUACAACAAUUGGAUGACUUAGAUGCAGAUAUAUCAACAAUUCGUAAUAAAUUAAAUAAUUUAGUUGAUCAAACGAAUAAGUCAAGUGUUGAUAAAAUGAAAAUUGAUAAAAAGUUGGAUACAGUUUUGACUGAUGCAAAUGAAGAAAAAUCAAGUACAAUAAUUCCGGUACAAAUGGAAAAUGAUCAACAGUUGGAAUUUGAAUUGAAUUCUCUUAGACCUUUGGAAGAAACAACUAUUUCUCAUCGAGCUGCUAAAACUUUUAAAGAAUUCAGAUCAGAUUUUAGCGCUGAAAUUGAAAGUAAUGACAACGAAGAUGAUGAAUCUUCAAAAAUUCCUCUUUAUUAUGAAGAAGAUACAUCAACAAUAGAACCUGAAACAGCUGCUGAUUCACUUCGUAGUGAUAUUUCUGCUCAACGGGCUUUCUCAUUUCGCCCACGACAACGAGCGUCUUCAACUACUGAAAUAAACAAUGAUGAUAUUGCAUCUACUACACGAAGAACUUUUGGAAAUCGUCUUAGACCAAAUCGUUAUAGUACAAAAAAGCCUAAGACUGAUGAAGAAAACAUUGAUAUUGAAGAAACAACUACUCGUCGUAGUUAUAUCAGAUUAACCUUACCAACAAAAAGUGUAACUGAAGCAAUAACAAAUAAAAGAUUACAUCGUUAUAAAACUAAAACACUAAGUUUGACAGCAUCUACCGAAUCAAUCAUCGAAUCACCUACAACUCGAAAAACAUAUAAUAAGUUAAGUCGUUUAAGAACAACAACACCAACAUGGACAACCACAAGUUCGGCAGUUGGAAAUGAAGAUGAGGAAGAAAAUACUUCGACUAUAAACGAGGAGAAUGCAACUAAUGCUAAGGAAAUUGAGAUAAAAUCAAGCAUUGAAGACAUUACUUUGCCUACUGAAAUUAAAUUUUCUUCAACAACUGAAGCAGUUGAAGAAAGUACUUUACACGAAGAAACAACAAACAAUUUCGGAUCAGACUUGGAAGAAACACCUAGCGCCACAGAAAAGGCUUCAACUUUACAACCUUUUGACAAAAUUGAAGAUAUCCUGAACAUAGACACAGAUACUACUACACUUCGAACAUAUUCAUAUAUUAACCGCAGCAAGACUACAGCAACUUCAGAAGAGCCUGAAUUAAUUUCUUUCACAGAAGAUGAAAGUGAAGACCAACAAAUCGAUGAUGACUCUGAAAAACUCGAAGAAAAUAUUCCAACUUCUCGUAAACCAUAUAUAAGUUUGAAACGAACUGGGACUACAACAACUGUAGAACCACCUGAAUUCAAUGAAGAAGAUUUAUCUGAUGAGGAAGAUGUAAGCAAAGUUGCCACAACUAAACGUAUAUAUUCUGCCUUGAAUCGUUCUAAAACUACAACAGAGCAAUCAGAAAUUGAUGUCGAAUCUAAAGAUGAUUCAACUGGAAAGCUAAGUCGGCCAUAUUCUAACAUUAAUCGAUUAACUUCAACAACAAUUAAUCCAAUAAAAUCAACAAACGAGGAAGAUGAAGAUUAUAUUGAUAAGGAAGACACUGAAUCAGAAGAGAAUGAAAAUUCUAGUCUCCCAAGUUCAUCAACUCGCCGACCAUAUGCAAGUAUUAAUAGGAUCGGAGCAACAAAAGCUCCAGAAAUAGGUUCUGAAAGCUUAACUUUAUACUCUUCUAAAAAUAUAGCCGAAAAAGAAGAAACUACAACUACCCGUCGUUCAUAUUCAACUAUUAACAGACAAUCAACUACAGAAGCUGAGAAGAUUGAUGAAGAACUAGUGGAUUCAUCAUCUCAAGAAGAUGACAAAUCAGCUUCAACAACUCUUCGAAGUUAUGCAAGUUUAAAUCGUUUCAGAACAACAACUAUUGCUGAAGAGGAAAAAGAAGAAGAUUCAAUUGACGAUAAAAUUGUUGAUGAAGUUACGUUGCCAACUAUUCGUUUUACAAAUGCUCAACAACAAAAGCAAGCUCGAUCGUUACUAAAUAAUAUUACAAAUGAAUCUGAUAUCGAAGAUCAAUCUAAAAAUAUUGAAGCAACAGAUGAAACUACAACAAAUACUGUAAACGAAAAUAGUCAUAGAAAUACAGAAAUAGUUACUGAAUCCACUGUUGUUCCUACUACGGAAGUUGAAGAAUCCACUGUUGUUCCUGCUUCGGAAGUUGAAGAUUCUGAACAAGAUUCAACAGUUAUACCAAAUACAAGUGUUCAUAGUUUCACAAAUGCUCAACAACAAAAAGAAUUGUCUACUUCAGUUCCUAUUCCAGACCGUGAAACAGAAAGUCAAUUUUCAAAUACUACGAAUAUACAACUUACUGAAACCACUAUUACUGUACAGCCAGAUACAGAACAAUUGAGUUCUACUUCAAAUGAGUCUUCUACGAAUAAGGAAGAAAAUGAUAAUAAUGAUUCUAUUAUAUCGGGAUUGAGAAAUGGUAAAUCUCUUGAUGUUUUGACAGAAACAACUGAUAGCAAGGAUCUACCUGUUCCACCUACACAAGCCCCAAAACCAAGGCUUUCACUUAAUGAUCUACGUAAAAAAGUCAAAAUUGCUCCGUUAAAGCCCGAUACUGAUGGAAUCAUAAGUACUCGAUUCAAGCCCAUUCAGACAACAACACCCUCAGCGGAUGCUUCUUCUUCAAUCCAAGAAGAUACCAAGACCGUUCAAAGCACAAAUCAAGAUUCCUCAAUUGAUGAAGCAGAGAAACAAUCUGCAGACAUUUUGAAUAUUACGGGUGAAGAAUCUUCCAAUGAAAGAAAUCUCGCAGACAAUUCUUCUGAAUCACCACCUUUUCCUUCAGUCGAAGAUGAUACAAGCAAAACCUCCAUUGCAACCCAAGAAUUGUCACGAGAUGAAAAUUCUUUGAAUAUCUCAAGUACUGAAGAAAAUAUUUCAAUAACUGAAAAAACAAUUGAAGAUGUUGAUAAAGAACAUAAAAACAAAAUUAGUCCUGGGCCAACUCAAGCCACAAAGCCUAAACUUUCACUCAAUGAACUACGUAACAAAGUCAAAAUCAACCAAUUCAAGCCCGCUUCUGAUGGGAUUGUAAGCACUCGUCUUAUUAAACCAACAAAAGGUGAGGAUAUUGAUAGUGUUGAAAAACUUGAUUCCUCAAAUGAAAUUAAUUUCGUAGAAGAAACAACUACAGACAAUUCUUCAAAGAUCAAAAGUCAGGAAAGAACUUUGAAUUCUAGCUCUUCACAAACAAAGACAGAUGAAGCAAUUGCAGCAAAUGACAAAGAAUACGAAGAAACUAAUAAUGAAGAAGAAGAGCAAGAAACGCCUAAAAGCAUUGUUGGCCUUCUUAAUCGUACUCGCGUCAGACCAACUCAAGCUUCGAAACUUUCCCUCAAUGAACUGCGUAAUAAAGUCAAAGAUGCUCAAUUUAAGCUCGUUAAUGAUGGAAUAGUAAGCACACGUCUUAGACAACCUAAACUUCAAAAAAUCGAUGACGAAAUAAACACUGAAACAAGUGAGAACUUAGAUCAAAGUUCAACGGUUUUACCUAGUUCUUCUACUAAGCAACAAAAUCAACCAAUUUCUGAGGAGACAACUUCUCUAAAUGAAGCAAAAGAAAAACAAUCAGCUGAAAGUUUAAACCCAGAAACUGACUCAUCAAUUCAGCAGUCAUUAACAGAAGAAACAACAACAGCAACCAGCAUUCUUUUAAAAGAAGAUUCCGGUAGCGAAACAUCUUUGUUAGAAGAAACAAGUACCGAAUCAAAUACCGAAAAUCAACUUGAAGAAGAACAAACAACAAUUUUGAUUCCAGUUGAUGAUGUUUCAAUUGAACAACAAGAAAAUAAUACAUCAACAGUUAGUUCUUCUCAAGAACUUACUCACACAGACAGAGAUAACAAAAAUUCGUCAUUAAUAACCGAGUUGUCAAAUUCUUCUGACACUAGUACAUUAACGACUUCCAAAACAGAAACCUUUCUGAAUAACCAAGAAGACAAAACUGAAGAAAUAAAAGAAAAUAUAGAAAGUUCAACCCCUAAGUCAGUUGUUGGCCUUCUUUCUCGAACUAGAUUAAGACCCACUCAAGCACCAAAGCCAAAACUAUCCCUCCUUGAACUACGUAAAAAAGUCAAAAAUUCUCAGUCCAGGACUGAUACUGACAAUGGUGUUAUAAACAAUCGUCUAAAACAAACACUUGCCAAGCGAAAACCAUUUAAUCCUACCACUAAAAUUACUAAUAAUGAUUUUACUAAACAAUCAUUAAAUACUAACUCCAAUGUAGAUUCCAUUUUAGAACGCACUGAUACUAACCCAAAUCUGUCACUAACCCCAAUUAAUGUUGAUAGUGAUGAUGAAGUUAUAGAGCUAGGUCAGGAACAAGAUUCAGACAGUGAUGACUCCAUUUUAGAAACUAAUUCAAAUCUUAGCACGAACACACCUAAUUUUAAUCGACGUUUUCAGAGAGUACAAUACAACCGUAUAGAUGGACGUAGAAGACGACCCAUAACACCAACAUCAUCAUCAACAACAAGUUCAUCAUUAAGUGAAGAUGAUGAUGAUGAUAUUACUUCCACAUCACCAUCAAAUUUGGGUUUGACAUCAGAUGAAUCUGGAUCGAUAGUAGAUGAAGAUACAGCAGCUGUUGUAUCAUCUACUGAAGCAGUUCAAAGACGUCGUCUUAGAGUAUUAAAAUAUAAACGACCAAUAAAUGUUAAUAAUAAUCUUAGUUUAGAUAACUCUACUAAUACCACCACAAGUAGUAGUAUAGAGUCUGUAGAUAACCGUAGUGUAGGCAUUGAUUUAGAUACCACAAAUAGUACACCUACAAUAGUCACAACAACACCAGCGACAAAACGUUUCAGAAAGGUCAUCAGAAGGUUGAGACCUGUCGCAAACAAAACUGAAGAAGAAACUCCAUUCGUUAAAACCGGAAAACCUCUCAAUAUCGCCGAACUUAUAGAAAGACUUAACAAAGAAGAACCCACAACGACAACCACCACAUCAACGACGAAAGCUCCAGAAAUUGAAGAGUCAGAUACCGAAACAACAAUUGAUGAUACAGAAACAACAACAUUCGAAGCAACUACUAUAUUUGAUUUUUCAGAAACCGAUGAACCAGAAACCACCAUCGCAUCUACAACUUCAACCACAACUGAAAAGCCCAGUCCUCGAAGAACUCUGAUUAGUCGCAAACCUUACAGACCAACUAAGCCAUCAGUAAAUUCCAUUACAUCCACUGAAUCGAAUGUUGCAUCAACGCCAAAAACGUAUGUAAGGAAAUUUAACAGAAAUUUCAAGGCCAUUUCAGCUGACUCAAAACCGCCACUUAGUUUCUCUCAAAGAACUUCAACACGUCCAAAAACAAGUUUCCAAAAUCGUAACAGAGUCAAUUUCCCUCCACGGACUAGUACCAAGAGACCAGUCGAAGAAGUUGACGAAGAAUACAACGAAGAAGAGGUCGAUUACAAUGAAGAAAACGACGCAGAAGAAGAACAAAUUCCAGUGGUCCAACAAGAUGGUUACUUAAAUCCAAACCCCAUUGUAAAUGAAGAUGUUGCUAACGAAGAAACUGAUGAGUAUGAUGAAGAAGAAUUUGAGGAAGAAGCUAUACCUGAUAAUGAAGAAGGCAAUCCAAUUCCUCCAGCAAUAAUCAAUCGUCCAUCAAACCAACCCUCAAGACGUCCAUCAAAUCGUCCAGCCUUUAAUCGGCCAGCAAACAGCCCUGUCAAUGGUCUACGACCAGCAGCACCAGCUUCUUCAAGUCGUUUUGCUAAACCAGCUAAUAAGACUCGCGUAAUAAACCGUCCAACACUAAUAACCCUUCCACCAAACCUAAUUGACUCUGAUAAACCUACACUACCGCAAGAAAUAACACCACCAUCAGUAUUUGUUUCGACAAACACACGCAGCUACGAGCGUAAGUACUCGGCCAGUUCCACAGAAACAAUACCACAAAAUCAGAGCAAUCCUCUACUAGAUGAUCUUAACAUCGAUGCUCUGAAUGCACGUAAUAAAAAAAUAUUUGAGGUUAACAGCAAGAAACACACAUUGAUCAAACCAAAAAUAGCCCAAAACCAAUCACAAUCGAGUUUCGAUACCACAGACACCCCUUUCCCAGACACAACUACUAUAUUUGAAGAAGAUGAAGAUAAUAAUUUAAUAAAUUCACAGGAUGAUUUACAGGUAACCACCACUACUGAGAAGAAUCAGCAAACAUCACCUAAUGAGGGUCACCUUAUUUUGUACAGUCCAAAGAAGAAGAUUGUCACAAUAAGUCGUGUUACUGAGAUCAAUUCAAAAGAAGAUAAGAAACGACGAAAGUCAAACGAUGAUGAAUUGAAGACAGUUGAAUCCACUGAACUUAGAUCGGAGGGUUUGCCUAAAUUGGAAUCAAUUGGUGAGAUUAGUCGUGUCAAACAUGUUCACUUGGUCGAUGGAAGUCAAGUUUCGGUUGAUGGUCAAAGUACCGUUGCUGACUACACAGCUACAGAAUCGUCUGUUUUUGUGAGAAACACAAUUCCUGAAGUUGAGCCCGAUAGUCUUGAGAACACCCGAAUCGAAUAUGAGCCAGGAUCCACUUCAGCUCCAGUCAGGAACACAAUUCCUGAUACAGAUUUCUCGAAUAUAUUAGUUGAGACUGCUUCAUCUGUUUCGGUUGAUAUUAGAAAAUCAAAGGCCAUUACUAUUCCUGAGGUAAUUUCUGAUGUUGUUGAAGCUUCUACAAUAUCUCUAGAAGGGCUUUUCGAUAGUACUCGUCAAGCUAAGAAAAUAAGUGAUACACGCAAUGAAAUCAAUGGCCUUGUGUAUGCCUACUCACUUGGUGAAAUUCCAACUACUCCGCGAAACGAAAGACCAGUAUAUGUUUCAACUACUCCUUACACUACAACGCCCUUAACCACGACCACACCAACUCCAACUCCUACUCCAAUUUAUUCAACCGUCGAAACAACAACUCCGCUUAAAACCACAACAACGACCGCGACCACGACAACAACAACAACUACGACUACAACCACAACAACAACAGAAUCUCCAACUACAAUCCUACAACCAGUGGAAGCUAUAGAAACAACAACUCUCCAAUCCCGUGAAUAUUCCCGACCGAUUGUACCCCUCCUAAGACCGGAAUCCAAUGAAUCACCACUGGUAAUAUCGAUUGCAAAUUUAGAUAAGGUUAUUUUGAGUAAAGUUAUAAAGCCUGAUUCAAAUUCAGCGCCAUCUAAUAGACAAGAAUUAAUUGUAGAAGCACCCAAAAGUGGCCCUUCCACUGAGGUUCUACAGACUAGCUCAAGUGGUGGUAUUGGUAGAAGUUUAAAUAUUGGUAGUAAUACUAAUUCUAUAGAAACAAAAAUUCAAACCGAAACAAGUUUUAGUUCCGAAACGCGGGUAGUUAAAAGAAAAAAGAACUCUAGGCGAAAAAGUAAGCAAGCUAGGCAUAAUAAUAGACAUAAGUCAGUAGCAACUAUUACGACGACAGUAAGAAGUUUAAGUGAAGAUGAUGUUGCAACAACAUUAAAAACACCUUUAUCGUUUCAAAAAGUAGAAGUAGUAGUAUUCAAUGUCAAUGUUGUGAAAAUAGUUGAAGCAGUCCGCACAAAGGUUCCGGUCCGUCGUCCAAAUCUACGAAGACGUCUUUUCACCACAACACAACCUGCUUCCAGCAAUUCUACCGAUGAACUAAACAACACGGAUGGCACUUCCACGAUCAGUAGUAUCACAACAAAAUAUGAUGCUUCUACUCCAACAACCAGUCUCUUCAAGAAUAAUCGACGUACUAGGCCGAAUUAUCUAACUACUAUAUCGGCGAAGCUCAAGCCAACAGCGAAGGCAAUGUCAUCAUCUUCUUCAUCGAAUCCGGUUGAGAUCAUCACAUCGACUAUCAGCACCACUGGUUCGACAGCGGUGGCGGCACCAGCAACUACGUCUUCAAAUGAUAUCACGUUCGUAACUGUUAAUAAACUGUCAAAUCAAAAGUCUCCAUCAGGUGUGAUACGACGUAAAUUCACCAGACCCUUGAACGGUAAUAGAUUAAACACAAAUUCAACAGCAAACACGACGACGACGGCUUCAACGUCAAGCGGUAGUGGUAGUGGGAGUACGCAACCAGCAGCGGAGACAUCUGAUGAAGUUGGAACAGAUGUUUCGAAAACGCAAAAUCCACUCUUCAAGAGACGCUUCCCUCCAUCAACGACAACCACAGCAGCAUCUGUGACAACAACUCCACCAGCACCAAUAGAAUUCAAUACAUCUCCACUCUUUUUGGACACUUCGAUUCCAGAAGAUCUCGAUCAAAUUGCCAAAUCAAGUAUUCAAGAAUCCAAGUUCUUCCACAAUCAAAUCGGUGACAAUCUCGACGACCAUGACCUCAGCGCCAAAGUAUCAAUUUCAACGACUAUAUUCAGGAGUACAAGUCCGAGUUACACAACCUAUGAAGAACCAAUUACAAGGCGAUUGGGUUAUGCUGUAGCGUCCACAAGAAGACCAUCAUUACGUAGGCCACAAAAGACCACUCCCAUUCCGGAAAAUGUGGAAAUUUUCAUCAGCCGCAGAAGGCCACAGAAGACCCCGGCACCCUUCAAUAAAAUCAUCGAAACUCCAUCGGGACAAACAUAUAAACCUUCCAGUGAUUAUGACUAUUACGAUGAUGGUGAUGAAAGGGUUAUAGACAAGCCAACGGCUUCACAGGUUAAAGUUGUCCUCCAUGGCAAAGGAAUUAUCGAAUGCUUGGACCAAGGUAACUUCCCCCAUCCGUUAUCAUGUAGAAAAUUCAUUUCCUGUGCAAAAUUCGAGACCGGAGGCGUUGUCGGCUGGGAAUAUACCUGCCCUAAAGGUUUAAGUUAUGACCCAGUCGGUGGAAUGUGUAAUUGGUCUGCAGGCCUCGGUUGCAACGAAUAGAUUAAAAUUUUAAUUGAAAUUGAUGAAUUUGAAAUUUGAGAUUGUAACUUUUGGAAUUUUUCGAGUUGUGGAUGAUGAGAGAUAUAGCAUCAUUCAUUUCAUAUCCACGGCCAUGAUGUAUACCGAAAGGACCAAUUCGAAAUUAGAUAUUGUUGUAAUUAGUUGACUGAUUAAAUAUUUGUAUGCGAAUUUAUGAAGGUAUGCUAGAUGGAAAUAUUUUCUUUCCGAUUUGUAAAAAACAAAAAUAAGAAAAUUAAUGUAAUUUAAAACAACAAAAAAACAUACAUUUUUCUCGUUGCCGUUAUUAUUUAAUUUUAUUUUAGGUAAGUUAAAUUUAUUGUAGUUUCUUUUUUAAAAUAUGAUAUACGAGUAUGUAAGGAAAUGCGAAAUUCCAUGCAAGUUGUUUCUGUGCAUCAUUUUUGUAUUUAAAUGAAUUUCAAAUAAAUUAUAAUAAAGAAAUUAAAAAAAUUAA